This is a messenger RNA of Mycotypha africana, 2347 nucleotides long. RefSeq lists its product as uncharacterized. Gene Ontology annotation, molecular function: DNA-binding transcription factor activity; DNA binding. NCBI's taxonomy places the organism in Eukaryota, Fungi, Mucoromycota, Mucoromycetes, Mucorales, Mycotyphaceae. The record is from RefSeq and is a predicted model, not a curated record. Gene Ontology annotation, cellular component: nuclear chromosome. Bases 61 to 2124 code for a protein of 687 amino acids. The transcript has 3 exons. Gene Ontology annotation, biological process: positive regulation of transcription by RNA polymerase II; meiotic cell cycle.
AGUUUCUUUCUUUGAUUUUCAUUUUUUUUUUUCUUUGUAUUAUCGUUGUACCUGAAAAAUAUGCAACAAGAAAAUAAGUGGACUUCACCACCAGACACACCGCGUAAUUAUAUGUCACUUCAAUCAAGCUACCCUUACAGCAAUAACAGCAAUGACUUCUCAACACAUCCUGCCACUGCUUCUAACGCAUCUAAUGUACUACCUGGAAUGUCAAGUCAACCAGCAAUCCCAGGAUUGAUUUCAGGCUCACAGCCUAGCACACCUAGACCAGAUAUAAUCAGUCCACCUCCAGAUAACAAUAAGAUAGCUACGCCUGACCUUAUAAGAAGAAGGCCACCGCUUCCUUCCAAGCCAGCUAGUUUUACAACAACUACAUUUCAUUCCAAUCCUUAUCCAUCAGGUGUAGCAUUAAGGAGACGCAGAACUGAAUCAUCUAUGUUUUCUUUCGAAACAGGACCAGCAUUCAGUCCAACUAAGCAGACACUAGACUUAUGGAAUAUUGAUCAGUCGAAUGGGUACCAAGUUCAGCUACAGGCCAAGAUGGAUCGUGGAUUUUUCCGAGCGGAUCAAGAUUGGACCUGUUAUCGCCGUAACUACUUCCAAGUGAGUUCAGUCUUCGAGCUUCAUGGUAUGAAUUACAUGUUUCAAGGUCCCGAGGUACCUUGCCUUGUGAAAACAGAAAAUCAAGAGCUCUAUCAAGUGGAUUAUUUCAGCAUUGGGGUGACAGCUCGUGUUUCAGGCAGUGAUAAAAAAAUUGAACUUGUGCAGCAUACACCUAAACGAGACAAAGGCCCACAAAUGAUACCUGAACCCCGAGUUGUCAGUGUAGGUGGCAAUCUUCAUUUAGCUUCUGUUGGAUCCAAUCACAACAUUGUGACAUUUGAGAGAUUACAGUUCAAGACAGCCACUGCCAAUAAUGGUAAACGAAGAGCUGCACAGCAGUAUUACGAGAUCGUAAUUUCUCUUUAUGCAAAUAGUUCCACCACGGGUAAACAAUUUAAAGUUGCAACUACUGUAUCUGCUCCUUUGGUAGUUCGUGGUAGAAGUCCCGGCCAUUAUGCUGAUUCUCAUACUCGAUAUAGAAGCCUAGAUGCUGGCACUCCCUCUGGGGUGGGUGCAGUUGCUAAUGUUGCUGCCGUGAAUGCAGCAGCUGCAGCAGUGGGUCAUCAUCCACCACCACCACCUCCGCCUUUUAGCAUGGUUGGCCCAGGCGGUCCUUCCGGUAACACAUCUACAAAUACUCCUCCUCUGCCGCCAUUAAAUGGUGUUGCCACAGCUUCAGCCAUCGGCAUUGCUCCAUCUGGAAGUGACCCCUAUUUGCAUCAACAACAGCAAUCACGAUAUGCUGGUUUAAAUGCUGCUUCAGUAGCUGGACCUAAUGAUUUCCACGCUUACCCUUAUCAUCAUCCUCAAACUCCUACCUAUCCCUACCCACUAGGCUAUGCUUCCUCAGUAUUAAAUACUCCACCUCUUGGGCUAGCAACAGCUGGUAACCGGCAUGAUGAACAACAAGACCCACACCAACAUGCUCAUCAUCAGCAACAACAAGCUCGUGAAAAUAGUUAUAUGGUUCACCCGUAUGCUUCUCAACAGCAUCAUCAACAUAACAGCGGGCAUUUCUAUACGGCAGAUAACAGUAAUAGCAACCACCAUAGCGGAUUGGAAUCUAACCAGCCUCCUUCUGGUGAUUAUUAUGGCCACCAACAGCAACAUCCUUCUUCAACAGAGCACCACCGUCAUCACCAGCAACAUCCUUAUUGGACGACUCAGCAUGGUGAUAAUCGUGAUACGAACACUGGUUCUACAACUAAUGCUGCUGCUGCUGCUGCUACUAAUGCCGCUAAUACAGCAGCAUCCUCAGAACAUAAUGCCCGGUUUGCUCCUCAACAAAACAGUAAUGGAAAUACUUAUUUGAGUUCGGAUUUUCAUAACAGUUAUGGAGUACGGCCGCAGCAGCAUGAUGCUAAUAACACAAAUCCCUCCUCUACUUUAGGAGAAGCAACAAAUCCCCUUGAUGCUGAUCGUUCGAUGGUGAAUACCACUAACAAUAACAAUACCACUAUCAAUAAUAACAAUGGCUCAAAUAGACAUUAUAUGCAUCACUCGUCGACAGUCUCUCAUUAACAUUAUUUUUACUAUUUACUUUAAUACUACUUUUUUUAUUCUAAUUUCAAGUACGUCUUUUUUAUGGUUUUUUCACGUAUAAUAUUAUCUCUUCCUGGUAUAAGUUCUACAACUUCUAUUAUACUACUACAAAUUACUACUCUCUUAUUGUUCUAUACAUAUUCUAACUUACAUCCUAUUGAUUAUCCACCCUAUUAAAAAAGAAAAGACAAUUUUCCCAUCC